Messenger RNA from Eurypyga helias (sunbittern), 1000 nucleotides. It is a transcript of the gene RNF185, whose product is annotated as ring finger protein 185. The transcript is spliced from 4 exons. Lineage: Eukaryota; Metazoa; Chordata; Aves; Eurypygiformes; Eurypygidae. The coding region runs from base 1 to 417 and encodes 138 amino acids. Gene Ontology annotation, cellular component: endoplasmic reticulum. Gene Ontology annotation, molecular function: ubiquitin-like protein conjugating enzyme binding; metal ion binding; ubiquitin protein ligase activity. The record is from RefSeq and is a predicted model, not a curated record. Gene Ontology annotation, biological process: ubiquitin-dependent protein catabolic process.
AUGGCAAGCAAAGGACCCACGACUCCUACAUCAACAAAGAACUCCAGUACUGGAGGGACCAGUGGCAGCAGUAGCAGUAAUGGUGCUGGGGACAGUGCUAAUCAGGACAACACUUUUGAAUGUAACAUCUGUUUGGACACUGCCAAGGAUGCAGUUAUCAGCUUGUGUGGACAUCUCUUCUGUUGGCCUUGUUUACACCAGGGAUUCCAGGGCUUUGGGUUUGGCGAUGGUGGCUUCCAAAUGUCAUUCGGAAUUGGGGCGUUUCCCUUUGGUAUAUUCGCAACAGCAUUCAACAUAAACGACGGGCGACCUCCUCCAGCUGUUCCAGGGACUCCUCAAUAUGUGGAUGAGCAGUUCCUAUCCCGCCUCUUCCUGUUUGUGGCUCUGGUGAUAAUGUUCUGGCUGUUGAUUGCAUAAAUUUUUUCCAUUAUUCUGUAUAUUCAUGGCCAACAAGGCCACUGAAACAGUUACAAACUGCUUCCCCAUCCCAUUUAAAACCUCUUGGUGUCUGGUUCCGUAGCUAACGAUGGGCUUCAGGAAUUGGUGGUACCACAGCACAAUGAGGAAUCUCACAUUCUGCACCAGAGUUGGAAAUUAAACAUUGGUUAAAAAGCGUAUUUCAUCUCAGCUGUCUUGUACAACAGGGUCCUGCCACAAACCACGGGCCUAGCUCUGCUCCUAAAAGGAGUGCUGCUUUGAAAUCCUGUGCCAUUCGGUGACACCAGGUGUAUGUGAGAGUUGCCCCAAGGUAGACUGGGCAGGUAAGGAAACUUCGGCAGUGUGAUCAGUAUCUCACGCUUGGCAACCACGAGGGAUCUGCCAGAGCUGUGGAUGGUAGCUAAUGACUUCGCAUCAACAUCCAGCCCUCUUCAGGAAGUCAUCUGCAGCACUGCUGAGACUGUGGGCACAGCAUAUGAUGCAAAUGGAACCAGGUGUGGAGACUGGUUUCUUUUCUUGCUGUUACUUCCUGGCGUGAUGGAAUACCCCUCCUGAAGCGGUU